Messenger RNA from Rotaria sp. Silwood2, 1254 nucleotides. The record is from the annotation of a GenBank genome assembly. NCBI's taxonomy places the organism in Eukaryota, Metazoa, Rotifera, Eurotatoria, Philodinida, Philodinidae.
AUGUCGUGUGAAAGAUUCUCUAAUGUUCAUCUCAAUGAAGGUUUUUUAUGUCCAUUUUGUGAUGAAUAUCUCCCAACAUCCGAGCAUAUGCGUACUCAUUUGGUUUCAUGUGGCAGUAAAACGAAUGAAUGUCCCUUCUGCAAUAAAUAUAUUCCACGAAUGAUCUUGGCUUAUCAUGUAAAUCAUAAUUGUCAUAAUCCAAAUCCAUUUGAAGAAAGAGAAGCAAGUGCACCGAUUAAUCACUUAAAUAGCCAUAUCAAUUCCAGUAGUCAACGUUCAUGUGAUAUGAAUGCUUCUUCGGAUCAAGUAGAAUCAAAGAGUCCGAAGAAAUUUCAACCUUUAUAUGAGAAAGCAACACAUGUACAAGAAACUUUAGCUGAAUAUUAUUAUGAGCCUGAAGUAAAUCAUGUCAGAGAAAAACUGCAGUUUAAUAUUAUUAUAAUGGGUUCACCUCGUGUAGGUAAAAGCGCCCUUAUCAAUGUAUUAUGCAAUGGGAAGAAUCGAGCAGAAACUAGUCCGAGUCUAAAUUCAUGUACUAAAGAAGUUACAUGUUAUGUUUUGGAAGACAAUCAACAACCAACUCCAAAUGUAAAACCAUUUAGAAUAAAUUUUUACGACACACCAGGCAUCGAAUCAUGGAAAGAUGGAUUUGGACAAGAUACUAUGAUAAAAAUUAUCGAAGAAACAAAUCCGCUCUGCUUUAUUUUUUGUGCAUCGCCGGGAACAUUUGCUGAUUUAAAGCAACUUAGACCAGUACUUCAGUAUUGCAAAACAAAAGAUAUCUUUUGUGCUCUCGUUUGCACAAAUAUGUGGUCUGGAAAUAGUCGAGAUAAUGUCAUUAAAGAAUUUGAAGAACAACUUCAAUUCUUCGGUAACAAGAUUGAAAAGUUUUCUGAACAGUUACAUUCUCCAAAUCCUCAUAAAGUUACUUUUUUUGGCAAAGAUGCUCUUUGUACUAUGGUCAAUUCUCUCGAAUAUUACGAUCCAGAUUUGUCUGAUCAGCGAAAGCCUGUACAAGGUAUCGAUGAACUCAUUCAUGGUAUAAUGGAAGCUCUCGAUCACGAAAAACUACUUGGUUGGUGUUAUGCUGUACUCUAUCGACGUACUUAUUGGGAAAAGAUUAGUCAACAAAUCAGUGGUUUCUUCUCGUUACAUUUGAAGAGUUUACAUCAACUAGUAACUUCGUCACCUGAUAAAACUGCGACAAAUUUUCUAACUUAUUUAAAUGAAUUUAUUUUUCAAAAAAAAACUUAA